Molecule: messenger RNA, 2991 nt
Organism: Vigna radiata var. radiata (mung bean)
Lineage: Eukaryota; Viridiplantae; Streptophyta; Magnoliopsida; Fabales; Fabaceae
Product: oligopeptide transporter 5
Exons: 2
Coding region: 564-2900 (778 amino acids)
Biological process (GO): transmembrane transport
Molecular function (GO): oligopeptide transmembrane transporter activity
Source: RefSeq, a predicted model, not a curated record
UGUACAGAGAACAGAGGAAUUUGUUUGAAUUUUAGUUGGAGUUGAAAUUUUCCUUUUUGUAGAUUUAAGUUAAUUAGAGUUUGACGUUAAUUUUGCUUCCAGCUAGAUCUAAAUGAUAGUGUAAAACAUAUUGAUACAUUAUUUAAUAAAAAUUAAAAAUUAUUGAGUAUUUAAUAUGAAAUCCAGAUGUACCUUUGAUAAUAAAAAAAGUGGUUUGAGUAGGAGAUCGGAAUAUAUCCCACACAAUAAUAAUAAAAAAAAGGAAGGAUAUCAUGUGAUAAAGAAAAAUAGAGUAUUGGCUAUUUGAAUUAAUAUCGGGGUAAACUGUAUAUCUAUAGAUACAAACAGAGCAACAGGGAGAUAUUUUGGAUGCGUUAAUAUGUCACCAUCAGAUAAAGAGAUGCAUUGGUGCAUAAUUGUAUACGAUAUUUGGUUAAUCGUACAUGUUCAAGCAGCAAUUACGUGUCAAGCGAAUAUUUUAAUGAAGUUCACGACAAGUUGUAUCGUACUAAAGUUUCGAUUUUCUCUCUCUGUUUUGUAACUGCAAUUCAUAUACAACAUCAAUGGAGAGUGGAGUCAGUAGUAAGAAAACAUCACCUCCAUCUUCGCAGCAAUUCAUUUCUGUUACCACCCCUCUGCUUGAUUUGGAAAAGGAAACUGGGGAAUCAAGCAUAGGAGUGUUUCACGAGAGGGAGAUAGAGGAUGCUGAGAAAUAUGAAUUGGAAGUUGAUGACUCUCCCAUUGAGCAAGUGAGGCUAACAGUUCCAAUCACUGAUGACCCUACUCAGCCGGCACUAACAUUUAGGACAUGGAUUCUGGGGUUGGCAUCAUGUGUGCUUCUUUCCUUUGUGAACCAAUUUUUUGGCUACAGAACCAACCCUUUACAAAUCUCUUCAGUCUCAGCACAGAUUGCUACACUCCCUCUUGGCAAACUGAUGGCUGCAACUCUUCCGACUAAACCAAUUCGUGUGCCAUUCACGAAAUGGUCAUUUUCAAUGAAUCCGGGGCCAUUCACUUUGAAGGAGCAUGUGCUUAUCACCAUCUUUGCUACAUCUGGAUCUAAUGGUGUUGAUGCAAUCAGCAUCAUCACAAUUGUUAAGGCUUUCUAUCACAGGAGCAUCCAUCCAGUAGCAGCUUAUUUGUUAGUAAUGUCAACCCAAAUGCUUGGAUAUGGAUGGGCUGGGAUUUUUAGAAGAUUCCUAGUGGACUCCCCUUUUAUGUGGUGGCCUGAAAACCUUGUGCAGGUGUCUCUAUUCAAGGCAUUUCAUGAAAAAGAAAAAAGGCCUAAAGGAGGAUACACUAGGAUGCAAUUCUUUUUCCUAGUCUUUGUAGCUAGCUUUGCCUAUUACACUCUUCCAGGGUACCUUUUCCAAGCAAUAUCAACCAUCUCCUUUGUUUGCCUGAUUUGGAAUGAUUCCAUCACAGCCCAACAAAUUGGUUCAGGCAUGAGUGGAAUCGGAAUAGGCUCAUUUGGCCUCGAUUGGAACACUGUUGCAGCCUUCUUAGGUAGUCCUUUAGCUGUACCUGGCUUUGCCAUCGUCAACAUGUUAAUAGGAUUUAUGCUGGAUAUGUAUGUUCUGGUUCCCCUUGCCUAUUGGAGCAAUUUAUAUGAUGCCAAAAAGUUCCCUCUCAUUAGUUCUCACACGUUUGACUCAACUGGUGCUACAUAUAAUGUUACUCGGGUUCUAAAUCCCAGAACUUUUGACAUUGAUUUGGAUAGUUAUAACAAUUACAGCAAGAUCUAUCUUAGUAUAACAUUUGCCUUUGAGUAUGGAUUAAGCUUUGCAAUUUUGACUGCCACUAUUUCCCACGUAGUCCUCUUUCAUGGAGAAAUGAUUCUUCAGACGUGGAGGAAGACAACAAGAGCACCAAAAGAACAACUUGGAGAUGUCCAUACAAGAAUUAUGAAGAGAAACUAUGAACAAGUCCCUGAAUGGUGGUUUGCCAUCAUAUUGAGCCUUAUGGUUGUUGUGGCCUUGGUUGCUUGUGAGAGCUUUGGGAAGCAACUCCAACUGCCAUGGUGGGGAAUUUUACUUUCUCUAACAAUUGCAUUAGUGUUCACCUUGCCAAUUGGGGUUAUUGUAGCUACAACAAACAUAAAAACAGGACUCAACGUGAUUUCAGAGUUAAUAAUUGGAUUCAUUUACCCAGGAAAACCCCUUGCUAAUGUAGUCUUCAAGAUUUAUGGACAUGACAGCAUGGUACAGGCAGUUUUGUUUCUUAGUGACUUCAAAUUAGGCCACUACAUGAAAAUUCCUCCUAAAUCUAUGUUCAUUGUUCAGCUUGUAGGCACAGUUGUUGCUUCAACUGUCUACUUUGCCACAUCUUGGUGGCUUCUGACGUCUAUUGAAAACAUUUGUGAUGAAGCAUUGUUGCCAAAGGGUAGUCCAUGGACAUGCCCUGGUGACGAUGUGUUCUAUAAUGCUUCAAUCAUAUGGGGAGUUGUAGGACCAAAGAGAAUGUUUGCCAAGGAUGGUGUUUACCCGGGGAUGAAUUGGUUUUUCCUCAUUGGUCUACUUGCUCCUAUUCCAGUGUGGUUGCUUUCUCGUAAAUUCCCCAACCACAAGUGGAUUGAACUCAUCAACAUUCCCAUUAUCGCUGCAGGUGCAUCCAACAUUCCACCAGCCAGAUCCGUGAAUUAUAUUACAUGGGGCAUUGUUGGAAUCUUCUUCAAUUUCUAUGUUUAUAGAAAAUUUAAGGCAUGGUGGGUCCGGCAUACUUACAUCCUUUCAGCUGCUUUAGAUGCUGGAGUUGCUUUUAUGAGUGUGAUCCUUUAUUUCACCCUUCAAUCUAAUGGUAUUUUUGGUCCAGCCUGGUGGGGUCUUGAUGCAGAUCACUGCCCUUUGGCCAAAUGCCCCACAGCUCCAGGUGUAUAUGCCGAGGGAUGCCCUCUUCUUUGAUUUUCUUAUUUGUGUGCAAUCACCCAUAUUCUCUAGUGAAUAUGAUAUUUUUUUAGGUGAAUUCAAGGUAUGAUAUUGGACCUUAAAUGUA